UUAUUACUUUAGCACCUUCGUGUGAAAGUUUUGUUUUGAUAAGUUUCAAAAGUUUGGCUCUAUUUAGUUCUCUUGCUGAGCUGGCGCGAUUAGUUAGUGAUAAGUGUGAUUUAAAUUUAUAUUGUGAGUAAAUGUGCAUUUAAUUGUACUACCGAAUGGACUUACAUAAUACACAGAAUUUUAGAAUCAUCAGACUCUUAGUAUUUAUUUGAAUGUAAAUUAUUUGGAAAUUAUUUUACUUCGCAGCUUGCUUUUCAGAGGGAGAGGCGAUGGCGCUCCACGAGCCGCCGAUGGCGUCGCCGGCUAGAGCAUCUAGGCUUCAGCGACAAGCCCCUAUUGUCGUUCAGGAAACUGACCUUGACGGUGAAAUUGAGGAAUUCGAAGAUGCACAGGAACCAUCUAUGACACUAAAGAAGGCGCUAGCAGAUUGCGAACAAGCUUUAGAUAAAUUCUUCUCUAAUGACGUGAAAGCUGCUAUGGACCUCAUGAAGCCCUGGAGAAACUUGUCGCUGUACCACAGUCAUGGGGCGGCAAUAUUUGAAUUCAUACCGGCGAUGCUCACAAUGGACCCACGCCAGGUUCAGUCAGCUCUAACCGCCACCCAGGAAACAUUUGAACUAUGUGACGGUCAACGAAGGGGCUACUCCAUCGUUCAAUCCAUUCUGAAAAGGCCCAAUUAUGGAAUAUACUCGGAAGCACAGGCGCAUGCUGAAUUAAUUCGCGCAGAAGCACUGCUGGUACAGGCCUGCCUUCUUAUAGUGGAAGGGGAUGAUUUUGGAGGCAUAUUACGUGCUACGUUACGCAUAAAGAAUUCGCAUGAUUCUUAUAAGCAUUGCUUGAAAAUUUUGAGCAAGAAAAGAACUUGGGACGAUGAGAAGUCACGAGAACACUUCGAGAGCGGAGUUCGAAUGGGCGUCGCAACCUUUAAUGUCAUGAUAUCCAUGUUGCCGCCCAAACUCAUCGCCUUACUCGAGUUCGUUGGCUUCUCAGGAGACAAGGAGCACGGCCUUCGAGAAUUGCUCAUUGGAGCUAAUAACCCAGGCCUCCGCUCCGUGUUAUGCGUCCUGGCUCUACUUAUGCACAACCUAGUUAUUGGCCAGUUCGCUGCCAUCCCUCCAGACUACGAGCUUGCCCGGAAACUUAUCGACGAGAACCUCGCGAAGUACCCGGACAGCGCGUGGUUCCUAAUGUUCAAAGCCCGCCUUGAGCUGUUAUUAGGUAAACCCGCGGAAGCUGUUGAAACCUACGAAAAGGCAGCUAAAGCCAAAGGUCUAUGGCCCCAACUCAUACAUCUAGCAUAUUGGGAGAUUAUGUGGGCUCACGCUAUGAUGGGAGAGUGGGAGAAAUGUGCACUUUUUGCUUCCCGUCUCCUCGAAGAAAGUGUAUGGUCGCGCACAAUAUAUGCAUACGUGCUUCUCGCCGCAUCCCUUCAAAAGGAAACUCCACCUGAAAAAGCUUGGAUUGACCAGCUCAUACAAUCAGCAUCAAACUACAAGCAACGGAUCCUAGGUAGAUCAGUGCCGAUGGAGAAAUUCGCUUUACGCCGUUGUGAGAGAUUGCGCGCGCGAGGCGUACUAGUACUGCCUGGUAUCGAGUUGCUCUGCCUUUGGAAUAUGUUUCCCGCUAUUGCGAAGGACCAAAAGAUGGCCGACAAAUUCCUUAAGAUCAUCGAGGACGAAUACAACAUGAUAGAGAAGAUAUUCCUUGACUACAUAAAGAAAGUAAAGGAGCGGAAAGCAAGCGCCAAGAAAACGGGGGAAGAGAAUGACGAGAAAUUGAAGUAUGACGCUGAUGACUUCAACCUGUGUCGGUACAUGCGAGGAUCAAUGCUUCACGCUAUGGGCUUCCCACGACUUGCUCUUGAGUACUUGGAGGCUAUUAUUCACGACAAGGAGAAAAUUAAGGAGAACACUCAUCUUAUACCGUACUCGAUGGUAGAAAUGGCGUCUUGUCGCUACAGUCUUGGAGACCCCUACAUGGCUUUAGACAUUCUAGCCGAGGCGAGGAAAAAAUCUGGGUACCCCCUCGAGUCGAGAUUGCAGUUCCGCAUCCACGCAAAAACGGAAAUGAUUCGGCAUAAGCUAGAGCCAAGACAAACAAACGCAGCUACAAACGCAACAGCGCGAACAAAACUCGACACGCCCUAUACUUUGGGAACACAAGAAUAUUUUGUGAGGAGCACUCCACCUCUGCCCGUCCCUAAGGAAGAGGAUGAAGGAGAUGAUAAGGGGAAGAAGAAAGAUAAGGGAAAGGGUAAAGACAAAGGGAAGGGUAAAGACAAGGGGAAGGGUAAAGACAAGGAUAAGAAGGACAAGAAAGGAGACAAAAAGGAAUCGGUAAAAACUGUUAGAAUAGCUGACACCAUCGUGAAUAUCGAUGGUGACGUUAGCGUCCUACCUCGCUCGGCAUCGCCGGUGGCUGGCACGUCCAAAAUGGAUACGAUGAUAACAACCGAGGGUGUGGUGGUAGUCCAGCCCCGAUCUGGAGACGUGCCUCUGAGCAUGGCACCUCCGAAGGGCGAUCGCAGCAAAUGACGAACACCCUCAUGCGCGGACGCCGCGUACAGCCGGUCAAACUUUAAAAUCUGGCGUUAUUUCAUCUGCCCAGCUUUUCUACCAGCUACUGAAAUCCCGCACGAGCAAUUCGAUUAAGCAAGUAUCGACCGUCUAAAAUUGAUUACAAAAAGGAAAUACGCGUGCUAAUUCUGAUAGGACUUGUAGAUAUUUUGUGAAUUUUUAAACUGAAAAAAUCAGUUGUUGAAAUGUGAUAAAGGAGUUGGUUUGAAUUAGCACGUGACGCCUCUGACCACUUGACAAUUUACAAAUGGAGAUGACUUGAGAGCGAAAGCGUCGUCUGUCGUUUCGCUCUCAAAGUCGUUGAGCAACAAAAUUACAAAAACUUCUAACAAAAUUAUAUGUUACAUAACAUGUUACCUACUUAAUAAAUAUUUUGUAUUUAUAUUGUAAAGAUCAAAAUUUUAUAAAGAAAUAUAUAUUGAAUAUAUGUUUUGGAUGUGAAGGUUUGAUGAAGUUUUGAUAAAAUUGUAAUUGUAUCGAAGUUUUACUUCCGUUUACGGUAAGAAUACAAAUCUUGCAUUUUGACCUUUCAAAGGUGUAUUGAACGCUAUAAAAUGUCGUAUGUCAACGAAAAAUUGUUAGGGUGCGUACAUCUGGCGAAUAUGCCGCGAAUGUGCAGCUCGCAAGCAGUUUGCGAGCUCCGCGCGUGCAUUAGUGUUCGUGCGCCGCACCUGCGCCGCCUACGCGCACUUCACAACCUUCAACCUAAGCGCAGUAUGCGCUUAGCGCGCGGGCUCACAGUGGUCUGAAAUCUCAAAAAUCUGGCCAAAAGUAGAAAAAAAUUAUUUUUUUCUAGGGACUUUUAAUGGUUGGAAUACUUGUAGUGUGUAUUAUGAACGUUAUAAAAGGGGAAUCAUCCCUACCUAGCUUGGGAAAUUAUUCCGUUCGUGA
Messenger RNA from Pieris napi, 3467 nucleotides. Its product is annotated as tetratricopeptide repeat protein 39B. Gene Ontology annotation, molecular function: protein binding. Lineage: Eukaryota; Metazoa; Arthropoda; Insecta; Lepidoptera; Pieridae. The coding region runs from base 270 to 2534 and encodes 754 amino acids. The record is from RefSeq and is a predicted model, not a curated record. The transcript is spliced from 16 exons.